UAUAUAUAUUUUUUUUCUGAAGAAGAAGUUUCCUGUCUCUCUCUGGUUUGUUCCUCGUUAUAAAAUCCCCUCCUAACCUGCUCAUUUUUCACAACACUCACCCUCACCACACUCAUUCUCUCUCUCUCUCUCUCUCUCUCUUCCUCCACAAUACUACUCUAGAAAAUUCAAGAAAAAAAAAAUCCACAAAAAAAUUACUCAAAAAUCAUAAACAAAGAUUAAAAUGGCAAUCAAAAAAUCAGCAAAAUUGCCACAAACAGCAGUAUUGAAGCAAAUACUAAAGAGAUGUUCAAGCUUAGGCAAAAAACAAGGUUACCAACAAGAAAAUGAGUACCCAGAAGAUGUACCAAAAGGUCAUUUCGCAGUUUACGUUGGAAUCAACAGAACAAGAUACAUUGUUCCAAUUUCAUUGUUAAGCAGGCCAGAAUUUCAGAGCUUACUUCAUCAAUCUGAAGAAGAAUUUGGGUUUUGUCAUGAGAUGGGUCUUACAAUCCCUUGUGAUGAGCACGCUUUCGAGUCUCUCACUUCGAUGCUGUUGCGUUAAUUAUUGUUACUAUCUCCAUCGGCCACAUUUUAGGACUACUAAAUAAUUAACGGUUUUUGGUUCGUUUUUUCGGAGAUUUAAGGAGGGAGGUAAUUAUUAUUAUUAUUAUUAUUAUUAUUAUUAUUAUUAUUAUUAUUAUUAUUAUUAUUAUUAUUAUUAUUAUUAUUAUUAUUCUGACUGAUUAUGAUGAAGAGUUUAGGAACCCAUUUGGAGAUUAUUUUUGGUUUUUCAUGGGUUUUAAUUUAGAGGGAUAAUUUGUAUAUUUAGAUGGGAAAUUGUUAUGGGGGCAAAUUUUAAUUAGUUUUUGUACAAUUUCUUUCUCACGGUGGCUGGCGCUUGUUGUAUGUUGCCCUGUGAGAGGAUUUAUCAAGGAAAGUUAUGUUAAUCACAUUAAUUAGUUAUUAUGAUUAGUACUUGAUUAUUAAUCUCUUGUUCUUUGUUCUUUAGCUUAAUCUCUUUUGCCUUUUGCAUAUUCUUUCAUCAAUCAUUAAUUAUUUUAUUAGGUUGUUAUUUUUUGGAAUACAUGUCAAAUUCUCCUGAUUAUUCUAAAAUUUGUUAUAUACAUUCGGGUGUACCGUAUAACCAACUAACUUUAGGUUAGUUUUAACUCUUCAUUUAAUGGUAAAAUGAAUAACAAUCAUUUCCUUCCUUAAAAAAAA
Chenopodium quinoa (quinoa) is the source of this 1203-nucleotide messenger RNA. RefSeq names its product auxin-responsive protein SAUR50-like. The record is from RefSeq and is a predicted model, not a curated record. The transcript has a single exon. The coding region runs from base 224 to 544 and encodes 106 amino acids. Gene Ontology annotation, biological process: response to auxin. Lineage: Eukaryota; Viridiplantae; Streptophyta; Magnoliopsida; Caryophyllales; Amaranthaceae.